CCAGUGUGGCACCUGGAGAGCGACCGGGGGGUUAGGUGCCUAGCUCAAGGGCACCUCAGUCAUUUCCUGCCGGUAUUGAGAAUCGAACCCGCAAGCUUCGGGUCAUCAGACUCUGUAACCAUUUGGCCACGACAUUAAACACACACGCACAUUGUGCUCGCUUCAACAAGGGGAGCCCGGGAGUCUUAAACACAAGAAUGGGCAAGAAUAGGACCACCAACUCAGGUCUUCACGCACACUGUGAAAAAUGUCAUAACCAGGACUGCAAGAUUCCCAUAGACAUCUCAACGUCCUGUGUCUUCAUUUUCUGCCAGCUGAACUGCGGUGCAGCCUUCCAUCUUUGUAAAGAGGACGAGCAUCGUCUUUUGUGCCCUAAGGAAACUGUACCAUGCCUCAACUCUGGCUAUGGCUGUCCCAUUACCAUGACUCGCCAAAAAAUUGCCCCUCACCUAGAAGUGUGUCCUGCCAGUGUGAUCACUUGUACCUUCGAAUGGAACCGAUGGCCUGUGAACGAGACCGAUACCACCUUCUACAGAAAUGCCAUCCAGGAUCCAAACUGCAUGAGCCAGUUAGACCUUGCUAUGGCCCUUAGAGAUCAGAAGCUUCUGUUUAGCUCAAUUCAGAUGAAGACACUCUUCCCUGAGUUGGUAGAGAAGAUGGAGGAGCCUGAAGUUCCACUGGAUGGUGCUGUUGGAGGUGUUGAUCCAGAGUCUCCGAACUUACCCCCGGAAGAAAUGUUGGAGAAUAGUCUUAAUGGGGAAGAAGGACAAGGACUAACCCAAGAGGAGAGGCUGGCCCUUGCUAAGAGUAAAGAUGUGACCUGCUUGGAGAACUACGAGAUGUGGGAGAGAAUGUUUGCGAAGGAGAAGGAAGGAUGCAAGCAAACCGUGAAGAAUUUAGAUGAUAAAAGUUGUCCGAUUAAGGAUAAGGAAGACCCCAAAGUGACCCCUCAGAAUUCCAACGAUGACAUUUCCGGAACAGGUUUAGCUCCUUGGCAAGAUGGCGUUCUUGACAGACUCGGUAAACUCAACGUGGCCGAGUAUAAUAUGUAUCUGGUGCACAACGGAAGCAUGCUUAUCAACUUUGGUCAGCUGGCUGCUUGCACACCUAGAGAGAAAGAUUUUGUUUAUGGUAAUUUGGAGCCCAUUGAAGUUCAAACCAUACACUCUUUCAACUUUCCAACCAGCUACAGACCCAAGCGUAGCCACCUCAAGGAUCCAUCAAAAAUAGUUAAGAAGACACACCAGAAUGUGGACACAUCUGAUUUAGGUAUUGCUAUUGAAAAGCUCCCAAAGGCGAAUGAGAUAGAGGCGACACUGCUGUGUGCACUAGAAAGAGAACUGAAAGGUCAUCAGAUAUGUGAGUCUGUUGGAAUCGACGGGCUAUAUGUUGACUGUGGCACCCAGACCUAUGACUUUCACUCUGCUCCAUUCAAAAGUGAUGCAUCUUUGGCCAAUGUUGUUGAGGACCAGCCGCAAAACCUACAUGUGCAGAUUCAGACAGAAUGUGUGACUAGGAGACACAACAAAUCCUGCUCCGCCUUUAGUUACCUGUGCUGUAAUGCUUUUAGGCGUGACGAAUACCCCUGGCACUUUAGAAACGUGCAUGGAGACAUUCAGUCAUGUCUUACAGGCUGGUUUUUACAGCGGUGCCCACUGGCUUACCUUGGUUGCACCUUCAGCCAGAAGCAAUUUCGGCCAUCUAAAUAUAAGGCUACAGUGAGCUAUGAUACAGAUCUUAGCACUUUCAUCUUACGACCAGAGGUGGUACCGUCACUUAACAAAGGAGUAAGAAUCGCUGACAGUGAACGCAAACGAGCAAGGAAUUUGGAUUCUCUGAGCAGACUUCCUUUUGAGGUUUUACAACACAUUGUGAGUUACCUGGACAGUGUGUCUUUGGGUCGUCUAUCUCAAGUUUCCAAGUUAAUGAGGGAGGUGUGCAGCACUGUUCUUCAGCAAAAGGGUAUGGUGUACCUUAAAUGGGAGAAAAAGACAUACUCUCAUGGUGGAUUCACCUGGAGGGCCCGGAAAAAGGUAUGGGAGUUUAGCACUCUGCACUCGCCAGUGGAUAAAUGGGUCUUUGAAGACAUGCCGCCUAUGGCAGAGCACCUGAAGGUCUGUCCUUUCUAUCAGAAGGAGAUUCGAAGUGAACCUGUCCCAUUACCCAGCAUGACAGAUCUCCAGGAGAGAAGAGGAGAAUUCCAGACUCUAGUCAAUAGUGUCCUCACUACUGUCAAGUCACACAGAGAAUAAGAGACGGCUGUGUGGCGCAAGCUGUGGACUUAUAAUUUAAAAGCAUGCUGCAUGCACUGACCUCAUCAAAUAUUUCUAGAUAAAAUUGUUAUAGUCAAUUGUUAAAGUCAAAGGGACAGUUCACUCAAAUAAAUAAAUAAAUAAAUAAAUAAAUAAUUCUGAUCACUGA
Messenger RNA from Pimephales promelas (fathead minnow), 2421 nucleotides. RefSeq names its product F-box only protein 40. Gene Ontology annotation, cellular component: cytoplasm. The record is from RefSeq and is a predicted model, not a curated record. NCBI's taxonomy places the organism in Eukaryota, Metazoa, Chordata, Actinopteri, Cypriniformes, Leuciscidae. Gene Ontology annotation, molecular function: protein binding; zinc ion binding; ubiquitin protein ligase activity.